AGUUAGAGAGGAUGACUACAGAGGCGCACGGUGCCAGAGCCAGGACCAGUGGACGCCUCUGCGAGCUCAGCGACAACCCGACACCAAGAGUGCCUUUAUUUUUCUAAUUAUUUCUCUUUGAAUGAGAGCAAGUUUGGAGGGAGGCUGCAUGGCAUGACAUGCAAAUAGAAAGCAACAGAGUCUGUCAGUAUUAACGCAGGCAGAGCCUUGUUUUAUUCCUCCAAGAUGAAUAAAGACCAGAAGAGCCUGCGACAGCUCGCCGCGGCUCUACUCUUCCUCGCCCUGUGCGUCGCGGUGCAGCGUUCCGAGUCUGCGGCCUGCCAUGGAUGUGUGGGAUCCAAGUGUGACUGCAGUGGAGUGAAAGGAGAAAAGGGUGACAGGGGUUUCCCAGGUCUCACCGGACAACCAGGAGUUCCGGGUUUCCCCGGACCAGAAGGGCCGAUCGGACCCAGAGGAGAGAAGGGAAGUGAUGGACCUCAAGGACUAAGUGGUCCCAAAGGAAUUAGAGGGCCUCCUGGUUUGCCAGGGUUUCCAGGAACACCGGGACUUCCAGGUCUGCCAGGGCAGGAUGGCCCUCCUGGUCCGAGGGGCGUGCCGGGUUGCAAUGGGACAAAGGGUGAAGCAGGUUACCCUGGAAAUCCAGGGAUCCCUGGACUGCAAGGAAUCCCAGGUCCACCUGGUCUUCCAGGACAAAAGGGAGACCCAGGUGAAAUAAUCUCCUCCAGCCGCUUUGGAGAAAAAGGAGGAGUGGGAUUUCCUGGACUUCCAGGAGCUCCUGGCAUUCCUGGAUCUCCAGGUGUACAAGGUCCACUCGGUCCCCCUGGACCAAGAGGUUAUGAGGGUCGUCCAGGUCCCCCCGGUCCUCCUGGACCUAAGGGAAACAUGGGCUUGAAUUUCCAAGGACCCAAAGGAGAAAAGGGUGAACCAGGAUUGCCAGGACCAGCUGGUCCUCCAGGACAGGUCGGGGAACAAAAGAGGACACCAGAGACAGAGAUUCAGCGAGGGGACAAGGGUGACAUGGGAUUCCCCGGUCCCCCAGGAGAUCCAGGUUUUCGAGGACCCCCUGGGCCCUCUGGUGGACAGAAGGGAGACAAGGGAGAGCCAGGAGAGGCAGGCAAACGGGGCAAACCAGGCAAAGAUGGUGAUCCAGGUCCUUCAGGAUACCCGGGAAUCAAAGGAGAACCAGGGCUGCCAGGUUCUCCAGGACGAGAUGGAGAGAGAGGGUUUAAAGGUGAACGUGGAUAUCCUGGCCCUCCAGGACUGGUGCUUGGCGGGAAUGUUGGAAGUCAGGUCGGUCCAAAAGGUGAGCCCGGGUUCCCUGGAACACCUGGACUCAAAGGAGAUAGAGGACCACAAGGUUUAACAGGACCUCCAGGACAACCAGGACUUCCAGCCAGCGGUGGUGGUGGUCUGCCGGGACCACCAGGUUUCCCAGGAGAGAGAGGUCAAAAGGGAGACACUGGCAGUCCAGGCAUCUCUUUGCCAGGUCCCCCAGGACGUUCAGGCUCCCCCGGAAAUCCUGGUGCACCAGGGCCCCCUGGACCUCCAGGCUUUAGCUCAGGACAAAACUGUAUCCAGGGAGAACCCGGGCGUCCUGGUCCACAGGGAGAGAGAGGCUUCCCCGGACAGCCAGGCCAGAAAGGUGAUAAGGGUGACACCUGUGUGAAUUGCUUUGGAAGCACCUCACCCAUCCCUGGACCUCCAGGACCUCAAGGACAGCCUGGAUUCCCAGGAUCUCCUGGUGCCCCAGGUAUCAAAGGAGACAGAGGAUUCCCAGGAACACCUGGAAGUAGCGGCAACCCUGGUGCUCCAGGUCCUCCAGGUCCUGUAGGCUACCCUGGAGAGAAGGGAGACCCUGGUGAUGCUGUUACAGUCAACGGUGGGAGGGGUGAGAAGGGUGACACUGGCUUCCCUGGACCACCAGGUCUUCCUGGCCUGGAUGGUCGACCUGGUCGUGACGGACAGCCCGGCGCUCCUGGAGCCAAAGGCGCUUCUGGUUCUCUGCUGGUGAAAGGAGAACGAGGUCUCCCUGGUGACCCAGGUGCCCCUGGUAUUCCAGGAGACAGGGGACCACCAGGUCCCCCUGGCUUUGGACCUCAAGGACCUCCAGGAGAGAAAGGUAGUCAGGGUGUCUCAGGAAGGUCUGGAUCUCCCGGUGCACCUGGUGCAAAAGGUGAACCAGGCCAGACGGUAGCAGAGAAAGGUUUACCAGGACCCAGAGGACAGGAUGGCGAGCCUGGACAGCCUGGUGCACCAGGUAAUCCAGGUCAGCCUGGGCAGCCUGGUUUCCCUGGCUUACCAGGAGGGAAGGGUGACCCUGGACUCCCAGGCAUUGGGCUUCCAGGACCCCCUGGAGCUAAAGGGUUCCCAGGUAUUCCUGGUCAACCAGGAGCCCCUGGUGGACCGGGCAGACCAGGAGUGGACGGACUUCCUGGGCAGCCGGGAUUUCCUGGACCCAAGGGUGAGCCUGGCUUCGGACUUCCUGGUCCCCCAGGUUUGCCAGGGGUACCUGGAUCUAAAGGCUUCUCUGGACCUAAGGGAGAUCCUGGUUUCCCUGGCGGCCCUGGUUCACCAGGACGAUCCGGAUUUGAUGGGGCUCCGGGACCAAAAGGUGACGCCGGUACACCUGGCAGACCUGGAACUCCCGGUCCUCCUGGAUCCACCACCAUUGGCUCACUGGGGCCCCCUGGUCCUCCUGGACAACAAGGCCCGAUGGGACCACCAGGCGAGAAAGGAUUCCCUGGAGCAAAUGGAGCAAAGGGAGACCCCGGCGCUCCAGGUCUAGACAUCCCAGGUCUACCAGGAGACAGAGGAGCUCCUGGUUUCCCAGGUUCUCCAGGACCAAUCGGAACCCCAGGACCUCCUGGAGGACCUGGACGGGAUGGUGUACCCGGACUACCAGGUCUGAAAGGAGACUCGGGUCCCAUGGGAUCUCCAGGGCCUUCUGGAGGACCAGGAGGCCCUGGAGGGCCCGGAGCUCCCGGACUUAAAGGUGAACCUGGAUUCCCUGGAAGAGAUGGCUCACCAGGUGGUCCUGGUAGUAAAGGAGAGAGGGGAGAUCCCGGUGCCCAGGGACCCCCAGGACCCAGCCUGAUAUCACCGGUCACAAAGGGAUCCAAAGGAGAGCCUGGAUUACCAGGUGUAGCAGGUCUUCCAGGACAGAAGGGUAUCUCUGGUCUCCCUGGUGACCCGGGACUGCCAGGAUCAGAUGGGCGCCCCGGAACCCCCGGACCACAAGGUCCUAAGGGAGAUCCUGGAAUCCCAGGAGGUCCAGGUGCACCUGGAGUUCCAGGAUCAAAAGGCAGUAUGGGAGAAAUGGGAUUCCCAGGUCCAUCAGGACAGAAGGGUCUUCCAGGACAGCCAGGUAGAUCAGGAUCUCCAGGACAGCCAGGUUCACCUGGUUUCCCUGGAUCCAAAGGGGAACCAGGUUCUGCUGGGAUCGGAUCACCUGGACCAGCUGGACUCAAGGGUGAGCCAGGACAGCCAGGGUUUCCAGGAAGUCCAGGACUGAAAGGAAGCCCAGGAUCGCCCGGUCUUCCAGGUUUACCAGGAGCACCAGGUUCCAAAGGUGACCCUGGCCUUCCAGGAUUCCAAGGUUCCCCUGGUAUCCCCGGUCCUAAAGGUCUUGAUGGUGCACCCGGUGGUCCCGGUCUUGGGGGAAGUCCAGGUAGACCAGGAGAGCCUGGUCGACCAGGAUCACCUGGAUUGCCUGGAGAGAAGGGUCAGGCUGGUCGGGACGGGAUCCCAGGACCAGCUGGAGUAAAGGGAGAACCAGGGCUUCCUGGUUAUGGUGGUCCUGGUCCUUCCGGGCUUCCAGGUUUGCCAGGUGCUAAAGGAGACCCAGGUCUUCCUGGUCCAUCUGGCAGACCUGGUUUCCCAGGCCCCAAAGGAGAUGCUGGCUUUCCUGGUUCUCCUGGUUCUCCAGGUAACCUUGGGCCUCCUGGCCCCCCAGGACAGGCGCUGCAGGGCCCUAAAGGACUCCAAGGUCCCCCAGGACCACCUGGAAGAGCAGGCUCCACAGGUCUUCCAGGUGCACCCGGCCCAGAAGGUCCCCGUGGACCUGCAGGAAGUGGCGGUGUUAAGGGGGAGAAGGGUAUACCUGGUGCUCCCGGCCAGCCUGGAUUCCCUGGACAGAAGGGAGAUGCUGGUGUCCCGGGAUUCCCAGGUCCCUCUGGUCUUCCUGGUGGCCCUGGUAUAAAGGGAGACAUCGGACUGCCCGGUGUUCCUGGAUUCCCAGGAACAAAGGGAGACCCAGGGCUCCCUGGUCGCAGUGGCCCUCCUGGAGCUCAAGGAGAUCCUGGAAACUCUGGUCCUCCUGGUGAGCCCGCAAUACCUCCGGCUCCAAUUGUGUUGAAGGGAGAGCCUGGGCUCCCAGGUCCUCCAGGCCAGCCUGGUACUCGGGGACCAUCUGGUGGUCCUGGACGUGAUGGACUUCCAGGUCAGCCUGGUAGCCCUGGAGAUCCUGGUGCUGAGGGUCCUCCUGGCUUCAACGGCCCACCUGGCAGGAAGGGAGACCCUGGACCCGCCGGCCAGCCUGGUUCACCUGGAUAUUCUGGUCCUCCUGGUUCGGAUGGUCCACAGGGCCCUCCCGGUCUUCCAGGAUCAGUAUCUGCAUCCCACGGUUUCCUUAUCACCCGACACAGCCAGACUGAGGAGGUGCCCGGUUGUCCUGACAGAACUAACAUCAUCUAUGAUGGAUACUCUCUGCUGUAUGUCCAGGGCAAUGAGAGGGCACAUGGACAGGACCUUGGCUCGGCCGGCAGCUGUCUGCGCAGGUUCAGCACCAUGCCCUUCAUGUUCUGUAACAUCAACAAUGUCUGCAACUUCGCCUCCCGCAAUGACUACUCCUACUGGCUGUCCACACCUAAAUCCAUGCCCAUGUCUAUGGACCCCAUCACCGGUGAGGGUAUCAAGCCUUACAUCAGCCGGUGUACAGUGUGUGAAGCUCCAGCCAUGGUGAUUGCAGUCCACAGUCAGACCAUCCAGAUUCCCUCUUGCCCCCAAAACUGGGACAAUCUCUGGAUAGGAUACUCUUUUAUGAUGCACACAAGUGCGGGUGCAGAGGGUUCCGGUCAGGCUCUGGCCUCCCCAGGCUCCUGCUUGGAGGAGUUCCGCAGUGCUCCCUUCAUAGAGUGCCAUGGCAGGGGGACGUGCAACUACUAUAGCAACUCCUACAGCUUCUGGCUGGCCACCGUUGAUCGCUCUGAGAUGUUCAGGAAGCCCCAGUCAGAGACCCUAAAGGCUGGUAGCCUACGGACACGCGUCAGUCGCUGUGUGGUCUGCAUGAAGAGGACGUAACGUAACACAGCCAACAAGCAAACAGGGAGUAGCUCGAUCACCAACAAGAGAUUAGUGGAUGACAGGGGACAAGCGGGAGUUAGCAGUCGUCACCCUGAACCGUUGGUGCAGCGAGGAGGUGGAAUUCCAAUGGUGCAUUGUCUUCCAGGAAAAAAACAGAAAACAAACUACAACUAAAACAAUGGUGCUACUGUGCAACACAGCUUAAAAAAAAAAAAAGAAAAAACUGAAUAAAUCUUACAUUUACUCUUUGUUCUUUUAAGAAGUACCUCAAAAACGAAAGCAGAAAAAUCUCCACUAAAUGGUGCCAUGAUGGAUGUGUGUCAUCAGCAGUGCAUUUUUAUUUUUUCCUUCUUCUGACAAAAGGAUCAUUGUCUCCUUUCCUUUAAUAAUCAAAAAACAAAACAAAAUCACUCUUGACACGUUUUUUUUUUUGUUUUUUUUUUUGUGUUUAUGGCCUUAUUGAUGAGGCGUGGUUGGUCUCCAUGGUUACCAAAUCGGCACUUUGACUUCGGAACAUCCAAGAUGAGAGAUGCACUGACGAUGAGCUUUCCUCCUUUUUUCAUUUUUUUAUUACUAGCUCUUUAUUCACAAACUUUUCUUUCUUUCUUUCUCGCCGUCAUUUUACAUUUGGUGGUACUAAUCCUGCUGUAGCCCAUCUCCUAACCAUCACCCUCUCUUACUUUUUGUUGUAAGUAAUAAAAUGUGUAUAUUGUGUAAAACACCUUUUGUUUUUAGUGUAUUAGGUCUUGAAUCAGUACCAGCUGUUUGCAGGUUCUUUCUUUUAGCUCACGUACUUCACGCACAAACACGCACUCAUUCAUUCACUUCAUUGCUCACUGACACAUACUUCCACUCAGAUAUUGUACAAAGUAAGGCUUUUAUGAAUGAAACAGUAUUUUAUAUAUAUAUAUAAUAAAUAUAUAUUUGAAAAACAUGGAUAAAAGGUUAUAUAGACUUUAUUCGGCUGUGGGGAGAUUGUUCACUGUUUUUAACCUCAAAACAUUUCACCAAAAAAUAAAGCUUACUACUGAGCACAGAGCCAUUUUCCUUUAAAUAUAACAGUCUUGUAUGAUAUUAAUGAUGCCGAUCGCUUUUGUAUUCAAUUUGUAGCAUUAAUAAAUGUUGAACUCAAAUAAAGGGGACUUGCGUCAUGUAGGUAGUCUAAUGAUUGGGGAAUGUUACUUGUGAAAAUAGAUUUGAAUUAAAUUUCGGCGAUUUGAUUAGACAACCACGAUACUUGUUUUGUGUUGUUUUAUUUUUGUAACAUUUCCAGGUGCUGGGCUUUUUCACUGUAAAAAGAGGUCCUGAGGUUUUGAAGGUCCACCUUUGCACCCAAAACCUUCAAACCCGCUUUCUGUGGCUUGAAUUUGUAUCCAAAACUGGUUCGAGUGUUCACACUUGGCCCUGUCGAAACAAGUGUACAUUCAAUCAGGUGUUAACAGUCCCCUGGUGUGAUGCUUCUCUCAGACCAGGCGCACAGACUCCUGAUGUACUGUAAGUCUGCAGAGAUGCAGAUGUUUUAAUGGGGGGAAGAUACUUUUUUUCCUUGUGAUUUUGUUGUUAUUUUUAUUUUUACAAAACUGCUUUUAUGAGUUUUAUCAACCUGGGGUGCGAUUAAAAAAAAAAUUGUAUUAAUUUUUUUUUGUUUGUUUCGUUUUCAUGUUAUGUUAUCCAGAAGAUGUUAUAAACUUUUAAGACUGAAAUAAAUACAAUGUCCAAAG
Mugil cephalus (flathead mullet) is the source of this 7022-nucleotide messenger RNA. RefSeq names its product collagen, type IV, alpha 5 (Alport syndrome) (gene col4a5). Gene Ontology annotation, cellular component: basement membrane; collagen trimer. The record is from RefSeq and is a predicted model, not a curated record. NCBI's taxonomy places the organism in Eukaryota, Metazoa, Chordata, Actinopteri, Mugiliformes, Mugilidae. Bases 226 to 5298 code for a protein of 1690 amino acids. Gene Ontology annotation, molecular function: extracellular matrix structural constituent. The transcript has 52 exons.